Messenger RNA from Corvus hawaiiensis (hawaiian crow), 6645 nucleotides. It is a transcript of the gene ARK2C, whose product is annotated as ring finger protein 165. Gene Ontology annotation, biological process: positive regulation of BMP signaling pathway; motor neuron axon guidance. The transcript is spliced from 10 exons. Bases 660 to 1805 code for a protein of 381 amino acids. Lineage: Eukaryota; Metazoa; Chordata; Aves; Passeriformes; Corvidae. Gene Ontology annotation, molecular function: zinc ion binding; ubiquitin protein ligase activity. The record is from RefSeq and is a predicted model, not a curated record.
GGCACAUGCAGUGAUUUCUGUAAAGCCUGGACAUCUCUCCAGCACCAACCUGUAUCCCUGGUCUCCCUUAAAUAACUCCUUUCAGUAACAGGGAGAAGGAUAAUCCCAAGCACAGACAAAACGGGCUCAGAGGUUCGUUUAUGUAAGGGCUGUGUAAAGGUCUCACACCCAUCUGUGUGCGUUUAAUGAUGGCAAGAGGGAGCUGGGCUGAGGGGUCUCUCACAUGGGGUUUGGGCUGGUGGCACAGCUUCCAUCCUUUCUAAGAGAAAGAGGAACAAGUAGUGGUCACGUUUUGCUCAUGCUUGGAAUUACCAGCAAAGUCUAAAGAAAGCUGAUCUGGAUUUACCUUGCUGAGUGCGGAUCUGGCCCUGUGGAAGUGUGUUAUUUAAGAACCGGUGAGUUGGUGCGCGAGAGAGGCAGCAGCAGAAGCUGUGAAGCUCGGGGAAAAAGCUGGGGUGUGUCUGCCACAAAACCCUGGAGCUGCUCUGGUGGAGGGGAACGGAGCGCUGAGGACAUGGUGGGGACACGGCCCAGCUUUGCUUGGGGUGCCCUCGGUGUCCUCGCAGAGUUGCCCCAAGUCCUCCUCCGUGACCCUUCUGCAAGGACUGUCCUAGAUUUUGCAGUCUCCCAGGACCUUUUCUCACACAUUUUCCUGCCUGAUGGUCCUUUGCAUUUCCCAGCCCCAGCUGGAUUGGGCUGGUUGGCCCAUGCUGUCGUGGAUCCCUCUUGGUGCUCCCUUUCAAAGGUCUCAGCAUGCCCAUGCUACCUCUUGCCGGCAUUUCCACCUGGGUCCCCAGCCCCCGCUCUCCGCCGACUUCGCCCUGCCUCACGCGGUGCAGCCGCAGCCGGGGCUGGCUCCCCACAUGGCCCCCGCGCACCAGCACAGCGGCCCCCUGCACCAGCCCCUGGCGCCGGUGCCAGCCCUGCCCUUCCAGGACGUCACCGGGCCCUCCUUCCUACCUCAGGCGCUACACCAGCAAUACCUCCUCCAGCAGCAGCUCCUCGAGGCGCAGCACCGCCGGCUCAUGCCCCAUCCCAGGCGGGCCCAAGAGCGCAUGUCUGUCCAGCCUCACCGCCUACACCCCAGCUUCGACUUCAGCCACCAACUCCAGACUCCACAGCCCAUGGGGCCCCAGCCCAGGUAUUUGGCAGAGGGCACAGACUGGGACCUCAGCGUUGAUGCGGGGCUGACUCACGCCCAGUUCCAGGUCCGGCCGGUGCCCCAGCCCUAUCAGCAUUACUUGGCUACGCCUCGGAUGCACCAUUUCCCCAGAAGCACAUCCUCAACGCAGAUGGUUGUUCAUGAAAUCAGAAAUUACCCUUACCCUCAGCUUCAGCUGCUUGCUCUUCAGGGACUGAACCCAAGCAGGCACACGUCCGCCGUGCGGGAGAGCUAUGAAGAGCUGCUGCAGCUGGAGGACAGGCUGGGAAGUGUGAGCCGGGGCGCCGUCCAGAACACCAUCGAGAGAUUCACCUUCCCCCACAAGUACAAGAAGGCUAGGAAGCUGCGGGCCAAAUUUUCAAAAGGGUCUCAACCUUCUCCCACCCAGCGGGUGCAAUUUCCCCCCUGUCCGCACCUGAGAAGACCACAGGAAGGCAAAGCUGAGCAAGACGAUGGCGAGGAGUCAGAUACCGACGAGAAAUGCACAAUCUGUCUGUCCAUGCUUGAAGACGGAGAGGACGUCAGGCGGUUGCCCUGUAUGCAUCUCUUUCACCAAGUGUGCGUGGACCAGUGGCUGGCCACCAGCAAGAAGUGUCCGAUCUGCAGGGUGGACAUUGAAACUCAGCUCGGCUCGGACAGUUGAAAAGACUAGCUGGACACACCAUUUUCCUUACCAGGUCGUACGGCCAUAAACCCUUGCAGCGAAAUUUUUUGCCUUCUGAGCCAUUUGAUUGAGAGGGGAAGUCUGCAGGCACGUUAGUGAGGAGGUGGAGGUGGUGAUACAAUAUCUAGCAGUAGGGAGAUAUUGCACAUAUACGCAGGAUACAGGCCCAGUGAAAGGGAGCUGGCAUUCCCGGAGCUCAGAGACCCCGUGCUGCAGAAGAUUUUAGUGUUGAACAUGAAGGAACUAGUUGUAGUCCGGCCUGUCAAUCCUGCUUUUAAUGGGGAUUGUAUAUAUACCUCUCAAAUAUGUAGAAACAUGUUAGGGGUCCUUUAGCUAUUUCUAUGGAUGGCAGCUGGAGCAUGUUAGCUUAAGAAAUGUUGUGUUUGAUGCCCUACUCAUCUUGUGGUGGACAUGUUGCUGUUACCUAAUUUGCACCAAAUAUUUUUUCAUAGAUUCCUUAUUUUGGUGCCUGAUUAAUACAUUGCAGAGGGAGAAAAAAAGACGUCAAACUUUCCCACCCCUUGGGGUGGGGGAAAGAGGAGAAAAAGCAAAAUCCUGUUUACAGUCAGAAGGGUUUGCGCUCUUUGCCUCAGCCGCGUGUGCUUCUUUCCCUUGCAUUUACAGUGUGUUGCAAAUUUAGAGAAGCUUAAUGAAAAUAAAAAUAAAGAUUGGGGAUAAAAUGAACGAAGCAAUAGGGAAAAGCUUCGUUCCUGCUUGUCUGCUGGUGCUGGACACUUUCUGUAGCAGCACAGUAUUUGAGUAGAUGCUGUUUCUUUGCUUUCUGUAUCUUAAAAAAGUAGCUUGUCAUAUCAAAAUCCAAGGAAGUUCUGUCUACAUGAUUGCAAUUGUCCGUGAUGCUUUCUUCUGUGAGCUGUGUGGCUGGUUGGCUUUGCCAGCACUGCUCCAAAAUGAUGGUUAUGGGAGCCUGCGCCUACAGCUGUUCUUUGGGGUGUAAUAACCAGAGAGGUGCUGAGAGGUGCAAAAUGCCGACCCCUCUCCCAUUGCAAAAGCAUCUCUUGAUAACGGGAUGGAGGAAAACUCGAUGCUCACAAGACACUGCCGAGACCAUGAGCCCUUGGGUGUGGGAGGGGAAGGCAGGGUGGAGGUGGGGUUGCCACUUUUGGGAGCCUUGCUGCUGGGCUGUGACCCGCCUCAAAGUGUGCGCACCCGUGCCCACGUGGGCUUGUGUAAGUGUUUCAGGCUGUGCCCACACGGAGUAAUCAGUGGUUGUCAAAAUGAAACUUAAUCACAUUAACACUCAAAACAGAAUUAAGAGGUAAAACCCAAAGGAGCGAGCUGUUGUGAUCCAUGCUCCUCCUGAAAAAAAAAGGCCUCAGCACACCAACUGCAGGGACCGGGUGGAAAAUCCUCGGGAAAACCAACAUUCACAACCAAAACCUGUAGUUUUCUUUUUUUUUCUUUUUUUUUUUUCUUUCAUACUAGGGGAGAAAAGAGCUGCAGAGGAGCAGCAGGGGAAUUAGAAACAUAACCUAUUGAAAAUGCUGGUGUGGUGGGAAUGAUUUCUGGCUCCUCUGAGCAUCUGUUUCACUGGAGAGAAAUGCUCUCCCAAGUAGAUUCAAUCAUAAACUAUCAUCUGAGAAACUGCAAGAUUCACAUGAGCUGUAACUGGAAAACACCAGCCUCAGAGGCACCACACAGAUUUCUUUUUUCUUCCCAAUGAGAGAAGGGAGAGAAGGAGGGAAGCCCCAUGUGAGGGUGCAGGAGCCUCUCUCUUCGUGUGCUCAUGCAGGUGGGAAGGAGUGGAGGGGGACAAAUGGUGACAUAUAGAGAAGACAUAAGAAAUUCUUGGCUGUGAGGGUGGAGAGGCCCUGGCACAGGUUGCCCAGAGAACCCUGGAAGUGUCCAAGGCCAGGUUGGAUGGGAUUGGAGUGACCUGGUCUAGUGAAAGGUGUCCCUGCCCAUGGUAGGGGGUUUGGAAAAAGAUGAGCUUUAAGGUCCCUGCCAACCCAAACCAUUCCAUGACUUUAUGACACAUUUGCCACCCAGCACAAGUGACGGCUUCUUGGGGGAUGUGGUGGUCCCAGCCCUGAUGUCCAUGGGUCAGGGAGUGGCCCAUGAAUACCUAUAGGGCUGGGUCCACCAGCAUUGAAGCAGCAUUACAGAUAAUACUAAUAAAACUAACAACGUGGACAAGCAAAGCAAGGCUUUGGUGGUAAAACACACUGAGCAGGUUUGCUCUGUCCAGGUGUGACCUGGAGGGGCGAAACAGGGAGAGUAACAGGGGGAUUGAUACCCUCGCUGGGUGGGCAGGGAACGAAGAACGCUUCUGGACCACGUGUUUUCUUUUAAAGCCUAUGAGAAAGUGUUACUAUUUGCCUAAUAAACAAGCACAGUUUUUAAAAAAAAAAAAAAUCGAACAAACUUAAAAAAAAACAAAACAAAACAACAAACCUUUGGUGAAGAAAAGCACCAAACUCCCAUGGUGUCGUGUGAGUGACUGAUCCCAAGUGCGUGCGAAUUUACAGUAUCUGGAGUUGUAUCGGUGUGUCAGGUUCCUUUGCAUUUAAAUAAUUUGUACAAGUAGGUUGCGAGUUAGGAUGAGUUUAAAAACAAAGCGAAACAAACAUCAACAACAACAACAACAACAACAACAACAAAAGAAAUCUAGAAACAAAACAUCAAUAGUUUACAGGGUUUUGUGAGUUUAAAUGCCUUAUAUUUAACAAUCAUAAUUUAUGACUAACUUGUAGAUAUUGUGGGUUCUUAUUUAAUUAUUUUUAUAGUUGUUUUUUUGCAUUUUUAAUUAUAAUUUAUUUAUUUAGAAAUUACUACUAAUUUUUUUUAUUACUCCUAUUACCUCAUUUUUGCAUUGUUUCUGGGAAUGGAAUGCUUUGCAUGCAUCGGUACUUAAAAAAAAUUAAACAGGGGAUGUGGGGGGUAAUGCUUAUCUUGUCAAAAACAAACAAAAAAAAAAAAAACAAAAAAAAGAGAAAAAAAUCAGGGUGUGUGAUUACAAACUGUAUUACUGUGGUGCUGUUACCUUGGAUACAUUCCAUAAAAAUGCAAACCUUUGAUUCUGUAUGCUGUGACAUAGUGGAAAACUGCAAUAUAGUGACUGUGUUUAGCACAUAUAUAUGAACAUUAUUUGCACUCAUAAUCAAACUCUGGUGAUCCUUUCACUUGUGUCCUUGCGCAUUGAAGGCGAUUAACGACGCUCUGCAUAAACCAAAAUGUUUUGGUUGAUUCUUGGUACUGCCCUGUCCCUGAUGCCUCUGGUGAUGCUGCUGCUGCUGCUGCUGCUGCUGCUGCUGCUGCUGCUGCUGCUGCUGCUGCUGCUGCUUGUGUGACCCUGCAAUAACACCUAGCGGGCCCCACUGCAAGGCUGUGCUUGGGGCAAUGCAUGCCUUUAAUGCAAGACUCUGCAGAUUGUGUCAAAAUUGGAGGAAGGAAGGCCAGGUGUGGUGGGUUUGUGUAAUUUUUGGCGUCUAUCAGUGCUCGGUUUGGCUCUUUUCACCCUCUGUGUGUGCGCCCAGCUGGGGUAAAGGAGGCAAUAGGGUGAGCCUGAGCUUGGAGGCAACAGAACUGAGGGACUCAAUGCAGUUUUUAGGGGUUGACCUCUUUACUCAGAGGCUAGGAGGGCUCUGGCACAGGUUGCCCAAAGAAGCUGUGGCUGCCCCAUCCCUGGAAAUGUCCAAGGCCAAAUUGGAUGAGGCUUGGAGCAGCCUGGGCUAGUGGAAGGUGUCUCUGCCCAUGGUAGGGGGUGGAACGAGUUGAGCUUUAAGGUCCCUUCCAGCCCAAACCAUUCUGUGAUCCUGUGACACCCUGUCUAGCUGAGAGCGGUUGGGAUGGACACGGGAUCCAUUUGCCAUCUCUUUGCAACACCUGCCAUGAGCACUGGCUAUAACCCAGCUCUGAGACAUGCAAGGCACAGAAGCAUUUAGCACUGAUCUCACCCAGUUGGUUUCAUCCCUCCUGUACAGGGGGGACCCUCAGUUUGGAGCUUUUUAAUCCAGUGUAGAGCUGGGACAUGCCCCAGAGCCCUCCUGUCCCCAAGAAGGGGGUCAGCCCCAAACAGACAUGUCCAAGCAUCCCCGUCCUGCCAUGGCUGCGCCGCUCUUGCAAUGCAUUGCCCUUUCCCCAAAGGCUCCUGAGUAUCACGUGUUCCAGCUUUGCAAGAAGGUUAGAGAAUCUCUGAUAACAUUUUAAGCUUUAAGCCAUAAUCACACUCAGUCAGUGCAGACACUCAGCUGUCUAGAGACACAAGUGGGGUUUGAUGCAUGUGCUCAGCCAGUAGCCAUCCUCCCCACAAAAAGGCUUUGGAUGACAUUCUCUGUUGGGUUAGAAAGGCACAAAAUCACAGUACCUUAAUUUUUUUCUCUCUGUCCCUUCAGGGUGCUGCGCUGCUUUGUUGACUUUGCCUUACCCCGGGUUUUAAACCUGCCUGUGUUUUUCACCUUGCUGCUCUGUAACACUCCUCCUCUGUAGCCUGGAGCUGUGAUUUUGAGCUGUGUGGGGACAGGGGGGUUGGUUGUCAUCCUCCCCAAAGUCACUGUAAGAGGGAUAAGCAAAACAAGAAGCGAGCAAACAAAACCCCCUCUCCUUUAAUGACCCGGGCAGGUGAAAGGAUCACCCACAUUUUUGUAUUCCUACUGCUGUUCUGUUGUGCUGUGCAACAUUUUGCUACAUAGACUAUUUUAUAGAAGAAAGCUAGAAAAAUAUUUAUUAUUAAUAUUAAAGCAAUAGUGCAUUGAAGAAAUGGAAAGACAUUAGAAAUUGUGUAAAUGCUUAGAUUCACUUUUGGUGGAUUUUUUGUACUUUAUUUAUAACUAAUAAAACAAACUGCAUUGCUAACUAUAAA